AUGGAAGUCUUCGUGGAGAUGAGAGGUGUAUGGGGCCCGCAUUUGAUCACAAUGCAUGAAGUUCAAAACAUCCUUGCUCUGCAAAAUGUAGAUACACCAUUGAAAGGCGGUUUGAACACCCCUCUGCAAGAAACGGACUUCUCAGGAGUUCUUCCAACACCUAAAGUUCAAGCUACACCAAAUACUGUACUCAAUGCUGUGGCAGCCACUCCAGCUAGCACAUUUGGAGCGACACCCAGCUCUGUCGGCUCGUUCACACCUGGACCCGGAGGAGCGACACCCGCUUUCCGUGACCAGAUGGGCAUCAAUGAAGGUGGAGCAACAGGUGGAAUUGAAGCUAAAGCAGAGCUACGCAGAGCUUUGGCAUCCCUGCCAGAGCCUCGUAAUGACUAUGAAAUCGUGGCUCCUGACGCUGAGAGUGAAGAAGCUGAAGAAAAAGAGGAAAAUGGAGAGGAAUGGGUUGAUGAUGCUGCUGAUGCAAAAGAAGCUCGUGCUAAAGCUCGUGCUCUCAAGAGACAGCGAGAGUUGGCCGCUAGAACUCAGGUCAUUCAACGCUCCCUUCCAAAACCGUCGAAAGUAUGUGACGCUGCCUUCAAGCCAUCGCUGAACAGAACGGAAAUGGCAAGGGCUGAUGAUUUGAUCAAAGCGGAAAUGGCCCGAUUGGUGGCGUGGGAUGUUCAGAAUCAAGUUCCCAGUGAAGUGUACGAUGAAAGUGCUAUUAAGAAGGCGUCAGAGAUUAUCACGAAAAACUGCGAAGAAGGUCCUGCUCUGGACGCAUCCAUGUGGGCCGUAAUAGAGCAGUGUAGUUCGGAGUUGGUACAAAGUCGUGGCAAGUUCACGCGAAUUGCUGUGUUGUCUCGUGGAGAUCAGAUUGAAGCACUGCACUCGCAAUUUCAGAUUUACCGUGAUUGGAUGAAUGCCCGGGCGAAGAAGACGGGAAAGCUGGAAAAGAAGUUGAAAAUCAAGCUUGGUGGUUAUCAGUCCCGUUGGCGGAAGAUAGUGGAUAUUGCGAGCGAAGAAAGGGAUUGGAGAGCUCAUGCUGUUUUAUUAGACCCUGGAUGUCGGCCAAGUCUCAUGACCGUAAUUUAUGCGCGAGCAAAAUGCAGGGCAGGAGUACCACCACCAACGAUUGCGCAUUUUGUAUGUAAAUUUGAUUAG
Messenger RNA from Cooperia oncophora, 1158 nucleotides. The record is from the annotation of a GenBank genome assembly. NCBI's taxonomy places the organism in Eukaryota, Metazoa, Nematoda, Chromadorea, Rhabditida, Trichostrongylidae.